Molecule: messenger RNA, 885 nt
Organism: Maniola jurtina (meadow brown)
Lineage: Eukaryota; Metazoa; Arthropoda; Insecta; Lepidoptera; Nymphalidae
Exons: 1
Coding region: 1-885 (294 amino acids)
Molecular function (GO): nucleic acid binding; RNA-DNA hybrid ribonuclease activity
Source: RefSeq, a predicted model, not a curated record
AUGAUCAAUUAUUGUGAAAAACUUCUUUACGAUAGAUAUAAUUCAUUUUAUAAAUUGUAUACUGAUGGCUCUAAAGAUGUGGCAGGUUCAGGAGCGGCGAUCUUUGACCCUCAGGCAGAAAUUAGCAUGAAAUUCAAAAUUGAAUCGAAUAUCAAUAUUAUGCACACUGAGCUGAUUGCAAUAUCUGAAUGCCUGUCUUAUAUAUUGUCACUUGAGGGUGAUAAGUUUGUGAUUUUAUCAGACUCAAAGAGCGCCCUUCUACAUUUGGCUCGGCUAACCUCGAAUAUUCGAGGAUACCCGAUAGCCUAUGACAUCUUAGACUCCAUAUGCAAAAUUAACAACAAUAAUAAAACUGUCAUAAUUCAAUGGUUACCCUCCCACGUAGGAAUCAUGGGCAACGAGGAAGCAGACACGGCAGCCAAACGCGCCAUCAGCGAUGGUAUACCCUAUGACUGUAUACCACUACCAAAUGAAAUUUUGAUAAAAUUUAAACAGGAAUGUGUAGUAGAAUGGCAAGAAUAUUUUGACGAAAGGUCUCGGGUUAAAGGCAUAUGGUAUAAAACAAUAGUGUGUCAGCUCCCUCGAUGUCCAUGGUUCGCAGAGUCCAAGUUUAAAAGGGCAGAGAUUAUAACUCUGUUAAGACUUCGGUCCGGGCACAUCCCAUCAAAUAAAUUCAAAUUUAUGGUGAAAAGGUCGUCCACACAAAAUUGUAUUGAAUGUGGAAACACACAAGUGGACGACGUUUUUCACCUUUUGAUGGAAUGUGCACGGAACGGGUCGGAGCGGCCGCGCGUCCUUAAAAACAACUACAGCGUGGGUAUGUGCAAUACCAUAUUAGCUGCCCCGCUGGCCAGGGACGUGCGGUCGCUUCUUAAAAUGUGUUAA